This is a messenger RNA of Saccoglossus kowalevskii, 813 nucleotides long. Its product is annotated as metal cation symporter ZIP14-like. Gene Ontology annotation, molecular function: monoatomic cation:bicarbonate symporter activity; zinc ion transmembrane transporter activity. Gene Ontology annotation, biological process: intracellular monoatomic cation homeostasis; zinc ion import across plasma membrane. The record is from RefSeq and is a predicted model, not a curated record. Gene Ontology annotation, cellular component: plasma membrane. NCBI's taxonomy places the organism in Eukaryota, Metazoa, Hemichordata, Enteropneusta, Harrimaniidae.
GUCCUGAUCAGAUGAAUAAUAUCACUACUAUGGUUUCCAAGACAACUGACAAACAUCACCAUGGCAAUGCCGAACAUUCAAACAAUAGUGUCCAAGAUGAUCCUGAUCAUCGUAACCUAGGAUACCAGGAAAGCCAGGACCAUGUCAACAAUGAUCAGGCUCAUCUAAGUCACAAACAUUCACAAAGUUUAUAUGGUCAUCAUCAUGACGAUGUAGAGGAUAACAAUGACCAUCAUCAUCACCAUCAUCAUCACCAUGGCGCCAACAUGAAUGAUGGAAUAGCCUCCGUCGCUUGGAUGGUUAUCAUGGGUGACGGCCUUCAUAACUUCAGCGACGGGCUGGUUGUCGGUGCUGCCUUUUCUGACAGCAUCACCGGUGGAAUUAGUACAUCUGUUGCUAUCUUCUGCCACGAGUUACCGCAUGAAUUGGGAGACUUCGCUAUUCUACUAUCUUCUGGGAUGGCGGUGAAGCAAGCUGUGAUGUAUAGUCUGUUAUCGUCGAUAUUGAGUUACAUCGGCAUGUUUAUUGGGAUCGCCAUCAGCAAUAUCAAAACGGCGAGUUUGUGGGUUUUCGCGCUGGCCGGUGGAAUGUUUCUUUAUAUAGCCCUUGUUGAUAUGCUACCAGAAAUGAUGCAUGGCGAGAAGAAACGGCAGUGGUUAACUUUGCUGCUACAGAAUGUUGGUAUUCUACUCGGAAUUGGUAUUAUGUUAAUUAUUGCACUCUUUGAGGAAAAACUACUUGUAGCCCUGCAGUAGUUGCCAUAGUAACAAGUCUUCCAGUACAUCUCAUUAUUUAUUGACACUUACAGAGGGC